Messenger RNA from Saccostrea echinata, 3484 nucleotides. Its product is annotated as interleukin-17 receptor D-like. The transcript has 6 exons. Gene Ontology annotation, molecular function: interleukin-17 receptor activity. The record is from RefSeq and is a predicted model, not a curated record. Bases 89 to 1792 code for a protein of 567 amino acids. NCBI's taxonomy places the organism in Eukaryota, Metazoa, Mollusca, Bivalvia, Ostreida, Ostreidae.
GUAUUUAUUUCAGGACAGGUGUUGGAUGGCCUUCCUCUGAGGCUGAUUACUUUGGUACAGAGAUGGUAAGAUCCAGGCUAUAGACAUCAUGGCAGACUCAGGACCCACGAUGUCCACCCCCUCUGUAGGAAAUGGUCCAGAUGAGGUCAAACCCAAUCCAGGCUCAGGUGUGAUUGUGGACCAGCCUGACAAUAUUGAGUAUGAACAGUCCCUCCAGAUUGUCUUGGGGACAGUGUGUGGAGUGGUUGGACUUCUAGGUCUUAUCAUUAUCAUCUCCCUACUGUACAAACUGUAUAAACGUCGUAACUCACCACGCCGGUCACCAGGUAAAUACAUCAUCAUCUCCCUACUGUACAAACUGUAUAAACGCCGCAAUUCACCAUGCAGGUCACCAGAUCAUCCUGAAGAGGAAUUAAGUAGCUCUAUUUCUAUAGAUCUGGACCAGAAACAGAUCCCAACAAUAUUGCUGCUGUAUGCCUACGACUGUGUGGCUCAUGAGAAGGUUGUGUCUGCCUUGGCUGGCUUCCUCAUUGACACCUGUAACUGUAAUGUACAUCUCGACAUAUUUGAGGACCAGAUCAUCCACGAGAGGGGGCUUGAUGAUUGGCUGGUAGAUAGGCUUCAGGAAGCUGAUUUUAUCAUAGUGUUAUGUUCUGUUGGAGCAAGACUGAGGUGCACAAAGAAGCGUGUCCGAUUUAAGUGUGAUCCUUAUCGCACCAUUCCAGAUUAUUUUGCAGUGGCUGUUGACUAUGUAGCAGAGAAAAUGAGAGUGGAGAGAAUGAAAGGUCUACCUAUGUCCCGCUUCAUAGUAGCCUACAUGGAUUAUUCUUAUAGUAGUGAUAUACCCCACCAGAUUGAAAUGGGGACAAAGUUUCACUUGAUGAAGGAUAUCACUAAACUUUUCUGUCAUGUACAUGGCAUGAAUAACACAGACAGUAGCAAGUUUGGUAACUUGCACCUAUCCAUGAUUGAUAAGUAUUACGAAAGCUCAGAAAAUGGGCUGGAGCUUCAGGUUGCUAUUGAAUCUGCCAAAGAGUUCUUCAAGUGCAAUCCAAAUUGGGUGGAGGACAGUAUGGAAGUUCUACCUCCACCUACCACCAAGUCAAAAUCACGUCCUGUGAGGAAAAGAUCCUUAGAGCCCUUAUUGGGGGAACCUCCAAAUGAUCCACGAAUGGUGGACACUAAAGUAGAUGUUCACAGACAAAACUUCUCCUCUCCUCAGCCAAGUGAACAAGAUCAAAUUUUCUCUUCACCUAAAACAUUGUCCAGGCAAACAGAUUCUUUCAAAAUGAAGAAUCGUUAUUCUGCAGACAUUGAGACAAUUCCUUGUAUCUUAUGUGGGCAGGUGGACCAUUAUAGUGAUAACUGCACCUGCAAAGGGAGAGAACAGAGAAAAAAUGCACAUGAUAACUUAAAUGAUGAUGAGGACAGUGAAUUUUUUUCUGUUCGUGUCAAGAGUCGAUCAAUGCCCACUAUGUGUAGCACAAGUUUGCAUAGCUCCCAAACAGUAUUUCAGGUUGAUGUCCAUAAGGAGUGGACAAUGAAUGAGGGUCAUAUGUCAGAUGAAGCUGAAUCUCAGGAAUACGAGUCGAGUCGCGACCUUGAUGACCUUGAGCGUGAUCUUCAGUCUAUUAUAUCUCCUAUGUCAACACAAACUAAGACCAUGUCCUUGCCAAUUCAUGGAAUGUAUGGACAACAAAUGCAAGUGCUUCCUGAAGUGUCCAAAUUUCCUGUCACUCAACAAAGCAGUUCAUCCUCAAGCAUGGGUUCCCUCCAGGAGCUGUGUUUGUGAGUGACAGGGAUCUUUCCAGGCAGGAAUAAAUUAUAGCCUUAGAAUAAAUAUGACAUUGGGUUGCACAUCAAGGGCUAUUGUACCGUGUAGAAAAAAUUAUGACGUGCAUAGUGCUAUAUUUUUCUUGAUAAAAUGAUUCCUUUUAAGCUAACUUAAAAUUGAAAAUGCAAAUUGAGAGAAAAAAAUAUGAUGUAGCAUACAUGAAAACAUCAUUCCUGUUUCUAAAUAAAAUAGGGUAUUUGUAGACAUGUUUUGAUGUACACUGUAGAAUUGUUGUGUGACCUUACACUUUCAUUAAGAGUUGCCUGCUCUACUGAUUUGCCAAUCACUCUAGAAAAUUAUUUGCAUGAUGCACUGGUUUAAUUUAUUACUAUGCAAUUUUCUAAAAUUUCUAUUGCAUGCACAAUUACUACUUAAUAAAUAUCAUAUAAAUAUUUAACAUUGAUAUACAUUUCAAGAGCUCAUUACUUUUUUUUUCAGUUAAGUUGUAGAACCAGUCUUUUGUAAAGGAACAGAAACUUUAAUUAAAUAUCUUAACCUUGCAAGCUACUGCUAGGAUAGCUGAACUGUGUGCAGUGUACAUCACUAAGUUAUAAUUUAAGGUAAAAUAGUGAUAAAUAAAAGGAACGGUGCUUGUAUGUCAUUUUUUUGACAAGCCUUUUUUUUUAAUUGACAAACAAAAGAAUUUUGAAUGAUUAAAUUUAGAUAAUUUACUUUUGAGGAAUAUAAAAGAAAGCUGUGCUUGUGUAGGCUGUGCAAUACACUGUUUUCUCUUGUAACAUUUGUGUUCAUAUACAUUUUUAUAUAGUUGUUUUAAGAAAGGCUGUGAAAAAGAUUUAAUCAUCUGUACUUAUGAUCUUUAUAUUCUUUUCCAUCGGUUGUUUUUUUCUGUUUUGGUUGGGCAUCAAAUUUGCCAUCUGAAGUAAAGGCAAUGUUUAUGCUGGUACUCUAAUCAAGAUUUUCCAGGUGCUUGUCAAAUAAUGACGAUCAUAAAGUCUAUGUAUAGCUCUUGAUUGUCAUAAGUUAUCAUAUGGCCUAUUGCAUCCCCACUUUAAUUUAUCUAGAUGAACGUCUCAUGUGAUUAAACCAUAGAUAUUUUCCCAGAUGUAAGGUGCUAAUAUAAUGCCUGCUUCCUGUACUGAUCUCUGAUUGACAGGAGGGGUGUUCAUCUCUGUGUGCUAGUCAAUAUAAGGAGAUAGCACUUUUGUCAAGAUUUGUGUAUGUGUAUCCAUCUGUAUGUCAAGUACUUACCCAAUUUUAUACAAAAUGUAGAAAUGUUACAUGUUGAUUUUCAUGUAAGGAAUCUAAAAUAUCUCCAAAGAAAACAAAAUUAGAAAAUCAAAUUUGAUGAAGUAAUGGUAUAUGUUAUUUACGCUCUAGCUCUGUUAAUCCAAGAACCAAAUUUAUCCUAUCAGUUGCACGUGUAUUACAAAUGUGUGUUUAGGUAGCAGUUUUAUCUAAAUGCUACUUAAUAAUAAUGCAUUCAGUAUCAACAUAUCAUAAAUCUCUUAUUCAUUGUACUAUCCUUAAAUGUCAUCUAUUUAUUGCAUUACGUCAACAGUUCUCUAUAAGCAUCAGGUUUAUGAUGAUAUUGUAUUAAUUAUGAGUCUGUGUUUGAUUCAGUGUGAAAAUUAUUGAUCUUCAUGUACAAUGCAAACAAAUAAGUAUUUAAUAAAUGACAAAAAUGUGGAA